UCUCAGUUCACCUGAACACAAUGGACUAGCACGAAUUUAGGUUUUGAUAUUUUUUCAUGGAUGCACAAGCAGUGAUCCAUGCAAAAAUAUCAAAACCUAAAUUCGUGCAAGUACCAAUACCAGUAGGUGAAAUACCAAUUAGCAUGACAUCAACAAAUGCAAUGAUUGGCAUGUCAAACAACAUGGAAUUCCACAUUUUGAAAUGUCCGGCGAAGUAUCGGUGAUAUGUUAUAGUACAAGUAAUACAUUUUCAUGGUUGUUGUUUCCUGUAUAUGAACAUAUCGCAUGUAAGACUGCACCACUUUUAAAUCUGGACUAGGGGACAGGAAAUGUCAAAUGAAAAGCUUCUAUUCAGGUUGGAUCAGCCUCAUGGGCCGGGUGACACUUUCGUCAGCUGGCAACAUGGCAGUGGUGGUUUCUUUGCCACAACAGGGGUUGAUCAGUCUGUGUUGAUCUAUAAUCACCAUGGCAAGAAGGUGGAGCAGAUCCGGCUGCAAGGGGCGUGCACUGGAUUUGGCUGGGAUGUUGAUGGUGAUCUGCUGGCCAUCAUAACCUCAAAUUCACCACACGUCACGUUGUGGGAUGCCAACACGGGCAAGAGGAGUCAAGUGGACACGGGGCUGCGGGAUGCCAUGAGCUGUGUCAGAUGGUCAAAAACUGGGUCAUUGCUGGCUGUUGGUACUGCGCGGGGCAAUCUCACCAUCUACAAUCACAGCACAGCAAAACGAGUGCCUGUACUGGGGAAGCACACCAAGAGGAUCAGCAGUGGCGCCUGGAGCACAGAGAACUUGCUAGCUCUGGGUUCUGAAGACAAGACGCUUUCCAUCAGCAAUGCAGAAGGAGACACCCUCCGAAUCAUUUCCCUGCGCGCUGAGCCUAGCGACAUCCAGUUCUCCAAGAUGAAACUGGAUGAGCGAUUGGAUGGAGAGAAUACGGUGAGUGUAUUAGUGGGGCGUAAGACUCUGUUCCUCUACAAUUUGCAUGAUCCUGAGAACCCAGUGGAAUUGGCCUUCCAGCAGCGAUAUGGAUCCGUGGUCACCUACAAAUGGUUUGGGGAUGGUUACAUCUUGCUGGGCUUCAGUGCAGGCUUCUUUGUCGCAAUAUCCACGCACAUGAAGGAGGUGGGGCAAGAGCUGUUUCAGACAAAGAACCACCGCGACUCACUCAAUGAUAUCGCCAUCUGCAGUCGACUGGGCAAUGUGGCUUCCUGCGGUGAUAAUCAGGUGAAGAUCCACAACAUGUCGAACCUGCAGGAGACAUCUAGUGUCUUAACUGUGGAGGAAGAUGAGGUAGAACGGCUCUCUUGGAGUGAGGACGGACAAUUGCUAGGAGUGGUCACGCACAGUGGCUCCAUUUAUGUGUAUCUCUCUCAACUUCCCAUGGUUUGGUCAGCCUUUAACACUCAUCUUGCCGUGCUCACAAGUCUCACUGAGCUCACUUUGUACAGCCAUGAGCAGGACAGCAAGGGCAAGCUGCCAACCCCUCUGCUGAAUGUGGAUUUGCCUGUGGAGCCCACCUUUGUGUCUCUUGGCCCGUAUCACUGCGCGGCAGGCAUGAACAAUCGUGCCUGGUUCUUUGAGUUGGGGCAGAACAAACCUGCAUUGCUUCGAGAUCGGGAGUAUCUCGGGACAGUUACCAGCCUGAGACUCAACGCGGAGUAUGCUUCAGUUCUGUGUGAGGGCAAGAUACAGCUGCAUAUGAUUGAGACGCCGGAUGUGAGCGGCGAGGGCAGGGAAGUCAGGCUGUUCCCUGACCAGCACUCGCACGAAAUGAACAUCACUGCCCAUGCACUCACCACUGACUUCUUGAUCUAUGCCUCAGAUAUGGGACAUAUCCACUACUUUUUCCUUGAGGACUGGAAGUUGGUAACAGACUUCCGGCACAGUGUCGGUAUCCGUGAACUCUAUGCAGACCAGAUGGGCAGUCGACUUGUUGUGGUGGAUGAUAAGAGUGAGGGCUGUGUGUACAAUCCGAUAACAGAUGAGAUGCUGAAGAUCCCAGACUUUCCGUCUGGGUGCUGUGCCGUUCUGUGGGACUGCCAGCCAGAGGAACGUGAUGUGUUCGUGGCCUUUGACGACACUAGGAUCAUCACUUAUUUGUACAACAAGGAUUCUGUUGAAGGCACAAGUGUGAUAAAUGCAGGCUCAAGCAAGAUGCCAACCAGUCAGGUGCCGAUGCUUCUGUGCGGAGGGAAAGUAAUCCUGGAGACUGCAAGUGGCAGGCUGACGCAGAUGACUCUCUCCACACAUGAGGUUUCGGGUUCCAAUAUUCAUGACAUCCAUAAGGGAAGCUUAGAGCUAGCCCUGAGCAAGCAGCUCAAAUUGCACAGAUUUUCCGAAGCGUGGAAGACAUGUCAGGUGCUCAACAGGAAGGAGACGUGGGAGCAACUGGCCGAGGUUCUCAUGAGAAACCUUGAAAUAGAGUUUGCUAUCCGCGUGUACCGGCACAUCGGGAAUGUGGGAAUGGUGUGGUCCCUGGAGUCCAUACAGGACGUUGAGGAUCAAAGACUCCUGGCAGGACACAUCGCCUUGUUCCUUUGCGACUUUGACACAGCUCAGGACUGGUACCUCAAGUCAAGUCAGCCCGUAGCAGCGUUGCACAUGAGACGAGACCUGCUGCAGUGGGACCAAGCCCUUCAGUUGGCUGGAAAGUUAGCACCUGAGCAGAUCCCUUAUAUCGCUCGUGAGUACGCCCAGCAGCUGGAGUUCACAGGAAACUAUGCCGAAGCGCUAAGUCACUAUGAGCGUGGGUUGCUGGAGGCACCUCCUGCUGCAGAUGGACCAGGCAAGAAGCCCCACCCCGACCAGGAGAAUCACAAUAGUCAGUGUCGAGCUGGUGUGGCGCGCGCUGCCAUUCACUGUGGGGAUGUUCGCCGUGGCGUGUCCAUAGCGGCGGACACGUCUAGCAGUCGCCAGCUGAAGCGGGAGUGUGCUGACAUCUUGCAGGGCAUGAAUCAGCUCAGUGAUGCAGCGAUGUUGUACGAGAAGGGAUUGUUCUACGACAAAGCUGCGUCAGCUUAUAUCCGGCUCAAGAACUGGCAGAAAGUGGGGGAGCUACUCCCUAACAUUACAUCAACCAAGAUUCAUCUACAGUAUGCUAAGGCAAAGGAGGCAGACGGGAAGUACCAGGAGGCAGCAAACGCUUAUAGGAUGGCACGUGAUCUGGAUAGUGUUGUGCGCCUGAACCUGGAUCACUUGAACAACCCGGAGGAGGCGGUGCACGUAGUUCUGGAGACAAAGAGCAUUGAAGGUGCGAAGAUGGUGGCCAGGUUUUUCCAGAGGCUCAAUGACUACCGUUCUGCCAUCCGGUUCCUAGUGAUGUCUCAAUGUCAUGAUGAGGCAUUCCAGCUUGCAAGGCAGCACCACCAGAUGGAGUUGUACGGCGAGAUACUGUCAGGCUCGCUAGAGACGGAGGCGAGACCACAAGACUAUCGUAGCCUUGCUGUGCACUUCGAAGGAGCACAUAACAGCAUGUUGGCUGGAAAAUACUAUUACCAUGCAGGAGACUAUAGUAAGGCUCUGAAGCUUCUGAUGCAAGUAAUGAAAGCAAACUCAGAGGAUGCAGAACCUAUCUCAUUGGCCAUUGAUGUUGUGAGUGUUGCCAAUGAUAAUCAUCUGACCAGUCAGCUGAUAGAGUUCCUGUUGGGCGAGACAGACGGCAUACCAAAAGAUCCCAAGUUCUUGUUUCGAUUGUACAUGGCACGGCACCAGUACAAGGAAGCUGCCAAGACAGCCAUCAUUGUUGCCAAUGAGGAGCAAAUCAAUGGAAACUACCGGAAUGCACAUGAUGUCUUGUUUGGGAUGUACCAGGAAUUGCGUCAUAAUUGCAUCAAGAUUCCAACAGAAAUGCGUUCAAAUCUGAUGCUGCUGCAUUCUUACAUCCUGGUACGUCUACAUGUGAGACGGGGAGAACACCUCAAAGGUGCUCGCAUGCUCAUUCGUGUCGCAAACAAUAUCUCCAAGUUUCCGUCCCAUGUUGUGCCCAUCCUGACAUCUACAGUGAUUGAAUGCAGUCGUGCUGGACUGAAGGCACAUGCGUUUAGUUAUGCCACCAUGCUGAUGCGACCAGAAUAUCGCUCACAGGUUGACCCAAAGUACUCCAAGAAGAUAGAAGCUGUGGUGCGGAAACCUGGCUCAAAACUGUCAGCGGCAAGUGAGGAGAAGGAGCCCAGCACACCCUGCCCAUAUUGCGAUGGUCCUCUGCCUGAGACAGAGCUGAACUGCGGCCAGUGCAAGAACACCGUCCCAUUCUGCGUUGCCACGGGAUGCCAUAUUGUAAAGGAUACUCUCACUGCGUGUCCAAAUUGUGACUUCCCAGCAAUCAUGCCAGAACUACAACAGAUUGUCGAGUCUGGAGAAGCAUGUCCCAUGUGCUCCAAGACCAUCUCCAUGGAUCAGCUAAUGAGAGUUACAGAUGCGAAGUCCUACCUUCACCAAGAGGCCGAGGAAUAAAGUGGAACACAUUUGGAAACAUUCACUGUAUUUGUUACUACCUCAGUCAUAAGAACAAAUUUCAAGUUGAAGAGUUUCCAAUCACAAACUUAAAAAGAGGUUGCAUGUGAAGCACCUGUAACAGUCAUACCACCACACGCAACAACAGCGAGCGACUUUCUUCACAAUAAUUUCUGGAUUUUUACUUAAGUGUUGUGGACUUAAGAGAGGAGCUACAAAAUGCAGAAUUCAUUCUGGUUAUGUGAUAAUGUUACAGUAGUUCCCUACUUCACAAUGCUCUGUGUCACAGCAAAAUUCUGCGCUCUGUGUGAUGAUGAUGAUGUUACAUUACAUCGCUCUUGCAUAUCGUGAAUGAGACAUCAAAGUUAUUUUUUCCUCUUGAUGAUAUACUGCUUUUUCUGGAAAGCAGGGGAGGGGGGUUAAGAGGAUGUGUAGCUCCUACUCGUUCUUAACUUCAUCAUGAGAUAGUGUUAAGUGGUUAAUGUCACACCCUGACUGCGCUUUACCCCCAGAAGAGGAGGCUGGGUGGGCCCCAGAGCCAGUGUGGAUGCACAGGCUAGUGGAAAAAUCCUGUGCCCUUGUUGGGGAUCAAACCCUGGUCGUCUAGUCCGUGGUCAGUCACUAUACUGAUUGCGCUACUGCAUCUCUGCCUUGCUAGUCUUAUAGUCUUGCAAUCUGGAUCUUAUUUACACUUUUGGAUGAGCUGCCCUUAAAUAGUGUGGUACUUACAUUCAUUUCAUCUGAGAAAAACAAAUGUUUCUAAGAAA
This is a messenger RNA of Zootermopsis nevadensis, 5218 nucleotides long. RefSeq names its product intraflagellar transport protein Oseg6 (gene Oseg6). Gene Ontology annotation, biological process: intraciliary retrograde transport; cilium assembly. The record is from RefSeq and is a predicted model, not a curated record. NCBI's taxonomy places the organism in Eukaryota, Metazoa, Arthropoda, Insecta, Blattodea, Termopsidae. Gene Ontology annotation, molecular function: protein binding. Gene Ontology annotation, cellular component: intraciliary transport particle A; cilium.